This is a messenger RNA of Trichobilharzia szidati, 398 nucleotides long. The record is from the annotation of a GenBank genome assembly. NCBI's taxonomy places the organism in Eukaryota, Metazoa, Platyhelminthes, Trematoda, Strigeidida, Schistosomatidae.
GGAUGCAGGACACGGUUUAUAAUGGCGUAUCUUCCUCUCCUUUGCUUACUGAAGCUGGAGUUCCUCAGGUUGCUGUUCUCUUUCCGUUUCUCUUUUCCUUCUUCUUACAUGAUUUACCUCUUCCAGAUGAAAUCAACUUCGUCAAAUAUGCAGAUGACUUGUCUGUAUCGUUUCCCAUUAAGUCUCAGUCAGACUGUUUCAAAUUAAAUAGCAUCUUGUCGGACAUUAUUCAGUGGUCCAAACUAAAUGGUCUCAUGCUGAAUCCCUCAAAAUGCCAGACUAUUGACUUCUCCCUUAGGCAUAAACGAGAUCUACAAACACUAGUAAGUUCUCAUGAAGCCUGCUGCAUUGAGGAGACUAAAAUUGAAACUAAAUCUAGUUCUGUCUUCUGACCUUAC